This is a messenger RNA of Mesorhabditis belari, 4281 nucleotides long. The record is from the annotation of a GenBank genome assembly. NCBI's taxonomy places the organism in Eukaryota, Metazoa, Nematoda, Chromadorea, Rhabditida, Rhabditidae.
AUGUACAUUUUGCACUUUCUCUCCUUCUCGCUCGUCAUUGAUAAACGAACAAUCACAAUCACAAUCGACAAGCCAGCCGACGUCAACUUCGACGUGAAAUGGACUCAGAAUGGUUGCAACAUAGCGAACGGCACAUAUUGCGCUGAUGUUCGCCCGUUCAACUGUAGCGAGGCGCUGGCUUGGUACAAUCAGGGCAAAACAGCCUAUGCCGAUGCGACAACGCGAAAAACCUUGGACACUCAAUACACAACCAUAUAUCAUGUCUACGGGAAACGCAUGCUAAUAUUUACGGCGCUCACUGUAGAAGGGAACGAGUUUGCCGUCACAGUCAGCACUUCUUCGGGUUGGAUCAGAGAUUUUCGCAAACCCCUGCUGCUCACCGGCAUUCGAUACAACGCCAAAAGUAACGCAACCCUGACGGCAGCGGCUCUCACGGGCGACUAUCCGGUCAUUGUGGCGAACCCGGACACAUACGACAAUAAUGGUGGACCGCUUGUGAUGGUGAAAGCAAUGCACGCGGGGAUUGCGGAAGAACUGUGCCCAGAUCCCGGGAAGCCGAUCGAUUGCCCUCCCGACACAAUAUUCAGCGUCUACGCCGGCUCCAGUCCCGAAGCCCCGCCACAUUUAUUGGCCAAAGUUCGCGGUGGAAUUCCGGUUUAUUCUCGGUGCACCGUGACAACUAUCAUUCCAAGCCACAACUGCUCAUUCUGUCUUCUCUUUGACACUAGAAAAGCCGAUGAACCAUUGGACUCACCCUCGACUUGGACUCCAUAUUACUAUCCAUGGUUUCACGACAGAGGAUUGCAAAUGGAACACCUCGCCGAGUAUGGACCCGCACAAUUGAACGGAAAAUUCAUGGAAACGAAUGGGCAAGCAAGACAGAUGAUCGGUGAGAUCAGCCAACUCUCCGGAGUGAGUCUUCACGUUUUGACGUUUGAUUCGGGUGAAGAUGGGAAGACGUGUAACUUGAUGAGGCCGACAUCAAAUCAAAGUUUCACGAUGCCACCAAACGCGCCAUUUCACUUCAAUGCAUUCUGUUUUCAGCUUGAUUGGGUCAACGAAACAGCCGAGGCGCCAAUUGGAUUCCUGAUUUCGCUGGAGGAAGUGACGCACUUUUGGGAAUUGACAAUAGAUACGCCCUCGUUUGCGAUCCACGGAAAUCGAUUGCAGAACGAGGAAAGAAUUUUGAUCUUCACAAACUCAACAAUAACUCUGCUUGUCGAUGUCACCCAAUACGGAGCCAACAGCACUCUUCCGAUCAUCUUCGACGGAGAAACACUACCCAAGACUGCUUUUCAAAACAUACCUUUUGCCUCAAAGAGCAACGAUCGGCAAGCGAAGGGUUACUUCUCGACGACCAGCCUCACAAUUGCGAACAAAUCCGCUUUCUAUUUACGCCAUAACCCGGAUGUGCACAAUGUGGAGUAUGCGGUGUCGUUUCGGGUUAAGGAAUGGGUGAAUGACACUCGACAAGUCCUUGUUAUCCCGGGACUCCAGUCACAAGAUGAACUCUUCUAUGUUUUGGUUAAACCAAAAUCACUUGUUACAGUUGUGUCGAAUCCGAAUACGUACAAAACGAGCGACACUUUCGUCUAUCCCUUCAUAAUGAUGGCUCCGUCAAAUGAGAGUUGUCCUUUGUUUCAAGGAUCAAUCACUUGUCCUCCAACAACAAUUUAUUCGAGCUUUGUCGGUGCGGAUCCCGGCUAUUCACUAAAUUCGGAUCAUCAUUUGGCCGAUGAAAGAGCUGGUGCAUUCAAAGCCUACAUCACUUCCACCGCUGGCACAAUGUUUCCCAACGAGGAUUGUGGCUUCUGUCUCCGCUUUGACACAAGAGAUUCACCCCACAUCUAUAAUCUAAAUGAAAGCUACUUGAAUAUGAAUGGGUAUUCGAUCUGGACCCCUCCAUACUAUCCCUGGACUCACGAUCUACGAGAAAAGAUAGACUACUAUGCACAAGAUGGGGCAAUAAAUGUUGGGAUUGGGGGAGAAAUCGUUAAUUAUGCAAAUGACACCGCUCCUUUCUUCCUUGCCACAGUGAAGAGAAUGAGCGGCUCGUUGAGGGUUCAGGCGCACAAAGGCGCUCAAGGGGCCGCUUGUAUGACAUCUCCAUACGAACAACAAAAGUGUGCAUCACUCUACCAAAUGGAAAAUCCGAUAACGGUCAAGUCCGGCUAUUUGAUGAUCAUCGAAGAGGGCAAAGGGGUGACGAGCUGUGCGCUAACCUACUCACUGAACGACGCCCCAUUCGUUGCCAUCCCAUCUACCGAUCUUCGAUCCCUAACAACAUCCGAUCAGGCACUCUGUAUUCAGCCUUGUGCCAACUGCACUUUGACCAUCGAAUUCACAUAUUAUUGUGCGGCGACCCAACUAGCGGAGUGCAAACUUGUCAACGAUGAACCGCCGUUAUGGGUUAAUCCGACUGAUGCAAGUCUGAGUGGGACUGAAUGCAAAACGAGCUUCAUUUUGCCCGAUGGAACACUCUUUGUGAGUUGCGGCCUGGUCGCCCGUGCCGACAAUUUGUUCAUUACCUGGAAUAGAGAUCCACAAAAUGAUUUCGCACUGAAUAAAAGUGCUCUUUCAAUCGCCGUGCUCGACCUUGUUAAAGAUUCAUCACAAUACAAAGUGCUUCCCAAUGGAGCGAAAAGUUUUCCCGUCAAAAAAUCGAAUCAAACCACGUGGCUCUCGUUCGUCUUCGGCGAUGAACCAAAGCUUUUAAAAGCAAUAAACAGCGCAAAAAAAGGAAACGUAAACUGCUCAUACAAUCUCUUUAUUCACUCACCCGAUCAGUCGGCCGGUGAUCGAUUUCUUAUGAACAUCAAUGAAAACGAGACUUUUGUCGAUCAAUAUCUGAUCAAUCGUGUCUACGCUUUCCAAGUUCCGCCCGGAUGCACACCAAUUUUUACAAUGGAACCGAUAGAAUUGGCAUCAAUGGGUCACAAGGAUCGACUGGUUGGGCCACAACGAUCGAUUGCAGUGGGUCACAACGAUCGACUGCGUUGGGUCACAACGAUCGACUGCAGUGGGUCACAACGAUCGACUGCGUUGGGUCACAACGAUCGACUGCAAAUCGUCUCAUCGAGUGACUACGAUUGGCCACGGGAAUUCUCGCUGAAAAACGUGACCAGCAUUGUGUUGUCCUGGGCUCCGACCAGCUCCUCUGCGCACAAUGGAGCGCUUGCCUUCAUCAGUGCUGGGAAGAGCACGGCAAAAGGAGAAGCAGAAAAGAUCGGUGAAUCGAUUCCGUGGCUUUGGAUUGUACUUGGGAUGAGUGUUUCGUUGAUUCUCCUCAUCACAACGAUCAUCGUUUAUCUCUAUCGACUCAUGCCAAGAUUUACAGGGUUGAGCAUCAACGUCCUCUCCCCGGAUGAGGUGGAUGCAUGGGAGAUUGCUUCAAUAUAUCUGGACGAUGAGCACACGGUCGCCAUCAAAAUGCCCCAUCAAAUAGCGAGUGAUCAAGACAAAGCCGAUAUCAUACAGGAAAUCGAUUUCAUGAAAACAUUGAAAGUGCACCCGCAUAUUCUGACAAUGUUGGGCUGUUCAAAGGAUCCCGACACGCCAUUGAUUAUCAUGCAAUUGUGCAGCAAGGGAGAUUUGUUGAGUUUGUUGAGAAAAUCGAAAAGGGACGACGAUUCGCAGGAUCGACUGACAAAUGACGAUUUGGUGCCAUUGGCUUGGCAGAUCAGCGACGCAUUGAAUUACUUAGCAACUCAAAAUAUGAUUCAUCGUGAUGUGGCGGCGAGGAAUGUUCUAUUUUCAGAUGAUAAGAUGGCUAAACUAAGCGACUUCGGCCUUUGCCGUCUCUCCAAUGAGCUCUUCUACAAGACAAAAGGUGGCAAAUUGCCCAUCAAAUGGAUGGCUCCAGAAUCGAUUGAAAUGGGGAUUUUUGCUGAAGAAACUGAUGUCUGGUCAUUCGGUGUGCUUCUCUUCGAGUUGUUCACUUUUGGCGCCGCUCCAUAUAUGACCCAAGCACCGGAGGAUAUUUUGAAUUUUUUGAAGGCGGAAAAUCGAUUGGAAUUCCCUGAAGAAUCACCGGCAAUCAUUAAAACGCUGUUUGAUAGCUGUGCCGAGUUGGACCCAAAAAAGCGGCCAAAAUUUGCCGAAAUUCGCGAGAUUCUCUACAAUUUCAUCGAUCGGGGGAACGCUGUCCAGAAUGGCUAUAUCGAGCUGCACAACAGCUAUUAUAGAGAGAGCGAUUCAACAGAGCAAGUAGAGGAGGCGAGAAUAGUGACAAAAGGUUUCGAGAAGCCAAACGACUACAAAUCCUUUCCGAAAGCCCCAGGC